Molecule: messenger RNA, 315 nt
Organism: Arabis nemorensis
Lineage: Eukaryota; Viridiplantae; Streptophyta; Magnoliopsida; Brassicales; Brassicaceae
Source: the annotation of a GenBank genome assembly
AUGAGUCCGUCUCCUUCAUCAGGAUCGCCGGAUUGCAUGACGAAUCUGUUGAACAUGACGGACUGUCUCUCGUACGUUCAGGUCGGAGAAGGCGGUGGUGCGGCCAAGCCGGACAAGGCGUGUUGCCCGGAGCUUGCGGGGCUGGUGGAUAGCUCGCCGCAAUGCCUCUGUUAUCUCCUCGCUGGAGACAUGGCGGCUCAGUACGGAAUCAAGAUUGAUAAAGCAAAGGCUCUUAAACUUCCCGGAGUUUGCGGCGUCGUCACGCCGGAUCCUUCACUCUGUUCUCGUAAUAUAUCUCCACCACCUUCGUUCUAA